AUGACGUACGAAAACUUCAACGGCGAAGAACUAACUCCUGCAUCUGCUUUCGCCGGAUCAAAAACUCCCAUCGACGAUGUGAGAAUCGAGGAUUUUGAAGUAUUUGACUUGCGAUUUCCGACCAGUCUCGAUGCUUCGGGGUCCGAUGCCAUGAACCCAGCAGGAGAUUACAGUGCUACCCACGUCCAGCUCAAAACCAAUACGGAUCUCAAGGGGCACGGUAUAUCCUUUACGAUCGGUCGAGGCAACGACCUCUGCACUUCUGCCGCCCGUCAGAUUGCAGAACGGCUUGUCGGCAAGACACUUGGCGAACUGACCAAGAACAUGGGUGAAACAUGGCGCUUUCUUGUGGCCGAUUCUCAGCUUCGAUGGGAGCUUGUCGCCUGUAUCGAUUUUAGAUAUAUUCUCGAUGCUAUUACUCCAGAUGAAGCGAUCGCUAUAUUAAAGGAACAAGAGAAGACAAAGCCAGCUAGGUUCGAAGACGCGCAGAAAAGCGAGGCAGUCCCCGCUUACUCGACCCAAGCUGGCUGGCUUGGUUUCAGCGAUGAACGGAUGAUAGAACUGAUCAACUCAAAUCUUUCUGAGGGUAUUGAUAAGUUUAAACUCAAGGUCGGGGGUAAUCUGGAGGAUGAUAUUCGCCGGGUCCAAAUUGCUCGAGACACGAUUGGCUAUGAUCGUACGAUGAUGCUUGAUGCCAAUCAGGUAUGGAGUGUACCUGAGGCCAUUGACUAUAUGAAAAAGCUGGUUCAAUUUAAGCCUUUAUUCAUCGAGGAGCCGACCUCUCCUGACGACAUUCUUGGGCAUGCAGCUAUUCGCAAGGCACUCUCACCAUAUGGUGUUGGUGUAGCAACUGGCGAACACUGUCAAAAUCGUGUGAUCUUCAAGCAGUUGUUGCAAGCUGGCUCUAUUGACUACUGUCAAAUAGAUGCGUGCAGACUCGGAGGCGUAAACGAAGUUUUAUCUGUGCUACUCAUGGCAAAAAAGUUUAACGUGCCAAUAGUGCCACACAGUGGAGGCAUUGGCCUCAACGAAUACACACAGCACCUUGCCCUUCUCAACUAUAUUUGCAUAUCUGGUGAGAAGAGUCUCCUCGAACACAUUAACUCUUUCAGCGAGGUUUUGAAGUACCCUGUGCAAACAAAGAAUGGAUUUUUCGUGACCCCCUGGGAGGCAGGUUACAGUGUGGAAUACAAGCCCGAAGCAAUUGUAACCUAUGAGUAUCCGAACGGGAGCUUCUGGCAAAGCGAGCAAGGUCUCGCUAUUCGGAAUGGACCGAAACUGUGA
Penicillium cosmopolitanum is the source of this 1284-nucleotide messenger RNA. RefSeq lists its product as uncharacterized. The record is from RefSeq and is a predicted model, not a curated record. Gene Ontology annotation, molecular function: hydro-lyase activity; magnesium ion binding. The transcript has 5 exons. NCBI's taxonomy places the organism in Eukaryota, Fungi, Ascomycota, Eurotiomycetes, Eurotiales, Aspergillaceae. Gene Ontology annotation, biological process: carbohydrate catabolic process. The coding region runs from base 1 to 1284 and encodes 427 amino acids.